Messenger RNA from Amphimedon queenslandica, 2660 nucleotides. RefSeq lists its product as uncharacterized. The coding region runs from base 205 to 2541 and encodes 778 amino acids. The record is from RefSeq and is a predicted model, not a curated record. NCBI's taxonomy places the organism in Eukaryota, Metazoa, Porifera, Demospongiae, Haplosclerida, Niphatidae. The transcript is spliced from 10 exons.
ACAAUACAGCUAUAGCUAUUCCAGUAUUCACAUAUCGGCUUAUUCCUCCUCUCACUAGUGCCUCCUCCUCCUCCUUUAAACAUACUCUUAUCUAAGGAUUACUGAGAGAGGGAAGAGCCCCAGUGCUCUCUCUUUCUGUGUCUCUAUCAAAAGAAAACGAGGAACACAACGGAUAGAUAGUCAACUAGUGGCAACACUACCGGCAUGAUGUCCAGCACUGAUAGUUUUGAUAUCAUAGAGCCUCAAGAUGUCGUCAAUCAUCGUCCCAAAUUAUCAUCCUCACCAUCACCACGAGUGAGAUCAGGAGCGAUAAGUUUUGUGUCUUCGGAGGGUCCCUGCUCUCAAUGUCAAGACAACCAGCUGGCACUGAUUGGAGCUCAGGAAACUAACGAGAGGUUACUAAGAGGUCUGAGCCGGAUCAUAUCUCAGCUUGAUCAAGCGCGCGAGUAUCUCAUAUCACUUGAAGAUGCUUGCCAUAAGAAGGAGAAGAUCCCCGAUCACAUCCACAUGCCAGUCGAAGACAUAUAUAUCAUUGAUCCCGAGACCAUCGCUGCCAAGAGGAAAGAGAACGUGGAGCUUGGUACCGUCGUUGAUCAGAUGUACCCUAGAGGUCUCGAUUAUUCGGACAUUGAGGAGCAAAUAUCAAAACUGGACAAAUGUCUAAAGGAGACGAGAGAGACCUGCAUCACCUCAGCUAAUGUUUGCUUUGAUGGUAAUCUGUUUGGAGGGAAGAAGGAAAGACCACUACUGAAGAGAAUGAACACGGUCCACUCUUCAUCUUUCAGCCAGUCGGCCGAUAAAGAUGAUUUCGAUUACAUGGGGAAGCACCUCGGGCCGCUACACCAGACCUUACUGUACAAGCUUCAUACCCAGCGGAGUGAGCGCCACUAUCAUGACGGGUCAUUGGCUGGACCUGGUCUGCGUAGGACCCACUCAGAGACCGAGCUAGACUCUGUGUUUUUGGCAUCACUCACGCUAGAGGGAAGCGGUCAUGAACAUAGCAUUGGAGGAGCAAAUACUAAGACUAAUACAAUACUCAGUACUAGCGGCAGAGGAGUACUCAGCUCUGCUACCAGCACUUGUAGCAUACAGCUGCCGUUUCGUAGUCAUUUAAUGUCAGUACUAGGCAGACAGGAGCCACGGGAGUCAGUCACAUCUCUUGCUGGAGGUGGGACACUGUUACGAAAAGUAUCUGCCGAUAUUGAAGACUCUAAUUUCGUACAACCUUUGGGAAAAGGAUUGACAGGUAAUGAAUCACAGCAGUUAUUAGAGAAGAUAUCAUUAAUGGAGCAAGAGAGACUAUCAUUUGUGACAAGGAUUGACGAGCUAAGUGAGCAGAACAAAGCACUAUGGCUGACUAUCAGCGAAAUGGGAAGUGAUCUUGAUCAUAAAAACUUUGAGCUCCAGUUGUUGAAAACCGACAUAAAACAAGCCACAACUGAGCUGAGGCUUGCCUCAGAGAUGAGAGAUGAGCUUAAAGACUUGAAAAGCGAACGCAACAAAUUGAGAGAGAAGUCGACCUCGCUGGAGGAUGAAGGCAGACUGGUGAAGGAGUCCCUGGUUCAAAGACUCACUGAAAUGGCAACAACUAAUAAAGUGCUAUCACUUGACAAUCAGAGGCUAAGAACAAAGAUUGUUCAGCUUCGAUCAGCAACUGCUCCUACACUGAGCAAUCAGAGCAGCAAGAAAGAUUUAACUUCAACUGAUUCGAUAGAUAUUGAUAUAGGGGUUGAGCCAGGAGGUGGUAAUGAUGGAUUACAUGUACAAGCACUAUUAGAACUGGAUGACAAUAAUAGAUAUGUACAUAAGCAAGGGUUCCUUGUCAAGCAAGGACAUAAAGUGAAAAAUUGGAGGAGGAGAAUGUUUGUAUUGGACACCCACACACUAGCAUACUACAAAACAGAACAGCCUUUAGGUAUACUACCAUUGGAGGACAUUACUAAAAUACAGAUAGCCCAAGGACAAACUGCUAAACCUAACAUGUUUGAAGUUCAUCGUCAAGAAGGCCCCAACAAGAAAGACGUCCGUGUCUAUUACCUCUCGGCUCCAACUCAAGAGGAGAUGCAAUCCUGGAUAGGCAUCAUUCAAACACUAAAAGACACUAAAGAGAAGACGUACAAGCCACGACAGGACCAACGACCAGUGAGUACCUUCGCCGGCAGUAGUCCUCCCAACCAGACAGCAGGAGCUGCACCCUCUCCUCCUACAUUAUCGUAUAAUCUUGUAAAGAAUCGAAGUGUGUCCACACUACAUGUGUCAACUCCUGGCUCAUUAGGGACUACAAUGCCAAGGACUGAUUCAUCUUGGGCCGAUUCUUCAAGACUACGCGUCACGAUAGCAGAGAGUGGCGGAGUGAGGAAUAGAAUGUUCACUGAGGCUGGGCAGUUGAGACAAGACUUUGCUACACUCCAUAUGAGUAUGGAUACUUCAGAUGAAGAGGAAAUGGAGAAAGACAUGAAAUCUCCAUUUCACGUAUCAUCAGAUGAAGAUGCAAUGAAAGCCGAGCGACUCCAACUCGUUACAUUACAAAAGCAAAAAUAAAAUUAAUUAUUAUUGUCAUCAUUAUUAUAAUAAUAUUAUUUAUUGUCAUCAUUAUUAUUAUUAUUAUUAUUAUUGAUUAUUGUGUUUCUAUGUGAUUAUAACAAUAUCAACCACUUGUA